GCGGCUCGGCGCGCCAUGGCCGGCCGCUCGAGGGACCCGCCGCUUCAGCAGCCGCCCGGCGACACAAUCACUUCCGGUUUCUCUUCCCCCAACCCCCCAGCAGCAGCAGCGGCGGCGGCGGCUCAGGAGGUCAGAUCUGCCACGGAUGGUAGCAGCAGCAGCAGCUCUUCCUCCUCCACCACCACCAAGAAGAGAAAGCUGAACAGCAAUAGCAACAGCGGCGAAAGAGAAGACGUCGUCGACUCCAUCUCCUCCUGUGCCUCCCUCCUGUCGCGCAACAGCGGCUCCUCCUUGCCCGCUCUCAUUAUCACCGCCUCCACGGCCUCCUGUUCUUCCUCCUCCUCCUCUUCCUCAGGGCUCGCUUCUUCUUCCAACCACCACCUGCAGAAGAAGCUGCGUUUCGAGGACUCCUUGGAUUUUAUCGGACUGGAUGUAAAGAUGGCCGAGGAGUCGUCCUCUUCGUCGUCGUCCUCGUCGCCGGCUGCGUCUUCGCAGCAGCACCAGCAGCUCAAAAACAAAAGCCUCUUAAUCUCCUCAGUAGCGGUGGGACACCAUGCCAACGGCCUGACCAAAGCUGCCUCCUCCACUGUCUCCAGUUUUGCAAACAGUAAACCUGGGUCAGCCAAGAAGUUAGUGAUCAAGAACUUUAAAGAUAAACCUAAACUGCCUGAAAACUAUACAGAUGAAACCUGGCAAAAACUGAAAGAAGCUGUAGAAGCGAUUCAGAACAGUACUUCAAUUAAGUACAACUUAGAAGAGCUUUACCAGGCUGUUGAAAACCUUUGCUCCUACAAAAUUUCUGCAAAUUUGUACAAGCAAUUAAGGCAGAUUUGUGAAGAUCAUAUCAAAGCACAGAUCCAUCAGUUCAGAGAGGAUUCGUUGGACAGUGUUCUUUUUCUUAAGAAAAUAGACAAAUGUUGGCAAGACCAUUGCAGACAGAUGAUAAUGAUUAGAAGUAUCUUUUUGUUCCUGGAUCGAACUUACGUUCUCCAAAAUUCAAUGCUGCCAUCAAUUUGGGAUAUGGGGCUGGAAUUGUUUAGGACUCAUAUAAUUAGCGAUCAGAAAGUCCAGAACAAAACCAUUGAUGGCAUUCUUCUCUUGAUCGAAAGGGAAAGAAACGGAGAGGCUAUUGACCGGAGUCUUCUCCGCAGCCUCCUAAGCAUGCUUUCGGAUUUGCAAAUUUAUCAGGAUUCUUUCGAGCACAGAUUCUUGGAAGAAACAAACCGUCUCUAUGCUGCAGAAGGGCAGCGCCUUAUGCAAGAAAGAGAGGUCCCAGAAUAUCUUCACCAUGUCAAUAAACGCUUGGAAGAAGAGGCAGACAGGAUUAUAACAUACCUGGAUCAAAGCACUCAGAAACCACUAAUCGCCACUGUAGAAAAACAAUUGCUAGGAGAACAUUUAACAUCCAUCCUACAGAAAGGUUUAAAUCAUCUCCUGGAUGAAAAUCGAAUUCAAGAUUUGUCACUACUCUAUCAGUUGUUUAGUCGGGUCAAAAAUGGAGUGCAGGCUCUUUUGCAACAGUGGAUUGAAUACAUAAAGGCAUUUGGUAGCACCAUUGUCAUUAACCCCGAAAAGGACAAAACCAUGGUACAGGAGCUGCUAGAUUUCAAGGAUAAAGUGGAUCACAUCAUCGACAUCUGCUUCUUGAAAAACGAGAAGUUUGUCAACGCCAUGAAAGAAGCUUUUGAAACGUUCAUCAACAAAAGACCCAAUAAGCCAGCUGAACUCAUAGCUAAAUACGUGGAUUCAAAACUUCGUGCGGGCAACAAAGAGGCAACCGAUGAAGAGCUUGAAAAAAUGCUGGAUAAAAUAAUGAUCAUAUUUAGAUUCAUCUAUGGAAAAGAUGUAUUUGAGGCCUUUUACAAAAAAGAUCUCGCCAAGCGACUCUUGGUAGGCAAAAGUGCAUCUGUAGAUGCUGAAAAAUCCAUGCUGUCAAAACUCAAACAUGAAUGUGGUGCUGCUUUCACCAGCAAACUUGAAGGAAUGUUUAAAGACAUGGAGCUCUCUAAAGAUAUUAUGAUACAGUUUAAGCAAUAUAUGCAAAAUCAGAAUGUACCUGGUAACAUUGAACUCACCGUGAAUAUCUUGACCAUGGGCUACUGGCCUACAUACGUGCCUAUGGAGGUCCAUUUACCAUCAGAGAUGGUGAAGCUGCAGGAAAUAUUUAAGACUUUUUAUCUGGGAAAACACAGUGGCAGGAAACUUCAGUGGCAAUCAACAUUGGGACACUGUGUACUGAAAGCUGAAUUUAAAGAGGGCAAGAAAGAGCUCCAGGUGUCUUUGUUCCAGACUUUAGUGCUACUUAUGUUUAACGAAGGCGAAGAAUUCAGUUUAGAAGAAAUAAAACAAGCCACCGGAAUAGAGGAUGGAGAGCUAAGGAGAACCCUCCAGUCGUUAGCCUGCGGCAAGGCCCGAGUGCUGGCCAAAAGUCCCAAAGGCAAAGAUGUAGAAGAUGGAGACAAAUUCACUUGCAAUGACGACUUCAGGCAUAAACUCUUCCGGAUAAAGAUCAACCAGAUCCAGAUGAAAGAAACGGUAGAAGAACAAGCGAGCACUACAGAGAGAGUCUUUCAGGAUCGUCAGUACCAAAUUGACGCGGCAAUUGUGAGAAUCAUGAAAAUGCGCAAGACACUUACCCACAAUCUGCUUGUCUCUGAAGUAUACAACCAGCUGAAAUUCCCAGUAAAGCCCGCUGACCUUAAGAAGAGAAUAGAAUCGUUAAUUGACAGAGACUACAUGGAAAGAGACAAGGAGAAUCCCAAUCAGUACAACUACAUUGCAUAAACACAAAAUGAGCCUUUUUUUUUUUUUUUUUCCUUUUCUGCACACUGAUGUUCUUGGUUACUGGUGGAUAAACGAGCCUGUUGAUCCCAUUAAAUUAACCUUUUUUCUACUACCAAUGACUGAAUGAAAGCAACCUCUAAUGGGAUUGUGGGCAGGGGGGGGAAAGAAAUAUAGUCGAGUGGUCUUUUUUUUUUCAGUGGCUUUACAUGCCCAUUUAAAAGAGUAGUAUUUACAUUUUUACGAAGAAUGCUGUUGAACUCUUUGCAUGAUAUUUGGUAUGAACUGCGGAAGAUUGCAAGGAAGUAUCCAGUCUCUGUAAUUCUACCUUUUUCCUUAAGGGCUAGAGGGACAAUCUCUCUCUAGCAACUUUGCUGUCAUCCCAUUUUGGGGAAAAAACAAAACUUAAACUGUGUGGCGUUUUUUAUUAAGAAAACAAAAACCCCGAGUUACAACCUUUUUUUUUUUUUAAUUAAAAAAAAAAGACGCUUAAACUGCAUGCAAAUUUCUAACUGCUAUAAUGAAAUUAUUGGGUUUGUUUAUUGGACAACAAAGCCUGUGUGGAUUGGCAGUCUUCAGAAUGGAAAAGCCGCUCUCGUUUUCCUAAACAUAACAAAAUUCUUCUGUAGGUGUUAGAAAGAAAAGCACGCCACUGGAUUUUUCCCCCAAGGUUGAGGAAAAAAAGGACCUGCCAUAAAAUGCUUGGAUUUGUGGUGCAAAUAUUACUGUGAAAAAGCUUAAGGGAAUUAGGCUGCUGCUUACUUCCUUCGUCCUCAAGUGUAAGUACUUUUUUUAAAAAAAAAUAAAACAAUUCAUGAUAACAAGAGUUAAUUGUGAAGAGGGGGGGGGGAAUUUAGAGGCUCAUUAAUUCAGAGACUCUGAAUUAAUGGACGUCAGGAUGUAAUGUGAUAGCUGCACUGGGUGUUUAUUUUUCCCCCUCCCCUCCCAUGCAAAAUUAGAGGUUUUAUACUUCUUCUGAAUUGCACAUGUUUUAUUAUUAGACCAAGAAUUUAUAAAACAGGUAUUUAUGAAACGGCGCCUUCCAUCCCCGUCCAGCCGCAGCCAAGAGAAGAGUUGUAGCUUCAAUCAGUGUUUCUCAAACUUGUCAGCUUUAAGAUGUGUACACUUUGCUGGCUUUGGGAGUUCUGGAAGUCGAAAUCCACACGUCUUAAAAGUUGCCAAGUUUUUUAAAAAAAACAAAACACUAGCCUAAAUAAUACCUCUGCUUUCUCUUCAUUGAGUCAUGCUGGAUUCGGGGUGGGGAACGGGGGACCAUUUCUGGACAGGCUGAAUUUGCUGAACAUGGUUCCCAUCGUAAUGGUACCCUUUCCUCACCUGGUCCUGUUAGUAUGGGGGCUAUAAAUCCCAGACUUCCCCAGUCAGCUAGCAUGGAAAGCCUUAAGAGAGCUGCUUAUCAGCUCUUCCAGUGUCUAUAGUGCUCUUCAGGAGGUACAAUUCUAAGAGAGCAUCAGGAUGGUAUUAAAAGACCAUCCAAGCCUACCUUCAUUGCUUUUAAUUUAUUACACCAAAUAUGUGGAUAGCCUGAGUUGCUUUUUCCAUCAGAAAGUCCUGCACUGUUACCCCGAAUGCAUGCAUCCCAUCCAAAAUCCUGUUUUUAAUCUGUGUUCAGUUGUCAUCUCCUCUCUGAACAGCUGAAUCCAGCGCUAAUCAUAAUUGUGCAAAGCCUGAACUAGCAGAGUUUUUCUUCCAUAACUUGUCCAAUCCAGAAAAUCUCUGGAUUGAAACUUUAUUCAGACGUUAAGCCACCUUCUCCCUUCCUGGCACACCUCCAGUGGAAAUAUUUAGCCAUCCAUGGCCUCCCUAACCCGGUCAUCUUGAAAAUGAAUAUUUCCUGCCUAAGAGUGACAUUUAAGUACGAGCGUCUGUCUACCUUUCAUGUAAGCUAGUUUAGCAAGCCAUCUUGCUGGUACAUCUGUGCCUGGGAACUCAGGGAGACAAGCAUUCCUCACAGAAAUUGGGUUUUUUUUAAAAAAAAACCUUUUCUCCAAUCAUCAAGUGAUGCUGGGUUUUUUUUUUCCUCCCUUAAAGAGACUCUGUAAAAAGGAGAAAUGUUCAUAGUCAGUCCACCGAAUCGUUUUCCCUAAGUGAUGCUGAAUAAUACCAAUUUUUUCAGCCAUAUCGGCCAGCAACUUUUCUUUCUGCUGGCAUCAUGUGCCUGCUUUAUGGAGCCAUAAAAAUAUUUAUAAUAGAUAUGUAUAUAAAAAUCAACAUUUCCCCCCGCCCCCAACUAGGGGCUAAAGCAGAGACCCACAGCUUGUAUGGACAUAAAUUUUUAAAAUCUUUUUUUUUUUCCUGUUGCAUGCAGUUUAUAGCAGCCUCCUUUGUAUGAAAUCGGAAUUUCUGUUGAUUUUAGUUUGAAGGUUUUUUAACAACAAAAAACUUUAUAGCCAACAAAAUGAUUGUUUUUUUUGCUGAUUUACAUUUAAGUGACCACAUGGUUUCAAAAUUAAUGGCAAAGGUGUUGUACAAAAUUAUUUGUUCUAUAGUAUACACAAAGGUGCCAAAGUACGCAAUAGUUAAUUUAAAGAAAAUAGACAAUUGUUAACGUUACUUUAGCUGUGGUUUUAUUUACCUUUAUUCAUCAUUCAGAUGCUCAUUUUAUCCGUCUAAUGUGUGCCCCAUUUCUGUGUGUUUAAACGUGUGCUCCUGUCUUCGAUUUCUCCAAAAGCAAAACAUUUUGUCUUUCUAAUUUUCUUCAAAAUAAAAUGUAGUUUUGUUUGGGGGGGGUGUCUCUUUUUUUUUGGUUUUGUGCAUUGGAAAAAUACCACUUUUACUUUUAGUGACUUCAUAUAUAUAUAUAUAUAUAUAUAUAUAUAUAUAUAUAUAUAUAUAUAUAUAUAUAUAUAUAUAUAUAUAUAUAUAUAUAUAUAUAUAUAUAUUAUAUAUAUAUAUAUAUAUAUAUAUUCAAAAGAACAUCUCCUCCACCUCCCUAAAUGUUUAAAACUAAAAGAGUCCAGCAGCAUUCAAAAAUGUAAUAUACUUUUUUGUAUAAACACAUUCUUUGGAAAGAAUAAUCUUUGCAACGGGUGGAGGGAGGGAACAGACAGCAGUGGGAGGGGAAAAAGAAAAUAAUCCUGUUUCUUUGAAGAAGCCACUUCAGUAGGCUAUUUAAGAUUGUGCUUGUUUAUUGCAUAGAAGUGUUCUAUUUACACAGGUCUGCAAAGAGGACAUGUCCGCAUUAAUUCCUUCAAUGCAAAUAAAAUACCAAAACCUGAAACAAUUUUCAAAAUGCUUCAUAAGUAAAAGUGGAUGGGGUACAGAGAGUCUCUUUGGUAAAUAAUGUAAAUACAUGUCCUUUAAAAAGAGUGAGUCUGUUAUCUAGGUAUUUUGUGUCAUUUAAUAAAUAAUAAACAGUUUUGUGUUGCUAAA
This is a messenger RNA of Pantherophis guttatus, 6171 nucleotides long. It is a transcript of the gene CUL4B, whose product is annotated as cullin 4B. The record is from RefSeq and is a predicted model, not a curated record. Gene Ontology annotation, cellular component: cullin-RING ubiquitin ligase complex. Lineage: Eukaryota; Metazoa; Chordata; Lepidosauria; Squamata; Colubridae. Gene Ontology annotation, biological process: ubiquitin-dependent protein catabolic process. Gene Ontology annotation, molecular function: ubiquitin protein ligase binding.